UUUAACAGCGAACCAUAAAGCACUGUGCCACAACAGGUCUUUCUGAUUCACUAUGAGCAAGUUGGACAUGUGACCUCCUGCCCCUCUUCUCCCCUCCAUGUUAAACUGGUUAAACACAUGUUUGCUUUUUUACUAUUUAUACCAUCCUACUUGUCACACAGGGGUAUCUUUCAAACUGGACCCCCAUUCUGCACACCCCUGUGUGAGAGUCUCCCCUAGCGGUCUGACAGUGCACUACCUCGAGCAGGGCUCCCUGGAGCUAGGCUGCAGUUCAAACGGAGACCAGGAGGGGGCAGAUGCCGCUUGCUCUUCACUCCUGCCGUGCGUCCUAGCGGAUAUCAACAUGGACUGGGGCCUCUGCUACUGGGAAGUGGACGUGUGUAACAGCAGAUUCUACAGGAUAGGGGUGUCGUUGUGGGACGGCUCUCGCUCAUGGUGGCUGUGUCGGGAGGGCUCCUCGUUCUCGGCUCUCUACGAUGGUGCUGAGGAGGUGGUAGAGUCCAUUCCCCCGCAGGUGAAGACCCUGGGGGUGUGUCUGAACCACACAGGGGGCACGCUGAGCUUCCACAAUGCCCUGGCACAGGAGCACAUCGCCACCCUGCCCACAAGCUUCGGGGGAGUGGUCCGGCCAGCCCUCUCCCUCUCCCAGGGCAAGCUGACUGUGCGCUGUGGGCUGCCAGUCCCCCCCCAUGUCUUCGCCAGCCGUCGCUCUGCAUACAGGGGUGCCAGGGGGGCAGGGGAGCGCUGGAUCCAGGAUGUCCCCUUCCAGCCCGUCCUCUCCUUCAUCCAGAAGUUCGAAGAGCUCUCCGCCACCGACUCCGACUCCGGCCUCGUUUCCACCUUCGGAUCCUCCUCCACUCUCAACUCCUGGUCCUCCAGCGUCGACCCCUCUGUGCUCAGUGACAUCCGGGGGGGAGUCAGAGCUGCGGAGCACUGACAGAGAACAAUCUCCUUGCCUAUCCACAGAGCAGGAGCACUCAUGGAAGCUGUUGUAUGCCUCAACUCUGGGGGCGUUCAGUGCUUACACAUGUUCAAUAAUCAAUCUGGCCUCUCUAAGUGCCAGUCUGCCAUGGUGCCUGGUAGAGUUGACUGCAAUGGAGGAAUCUCGGUGGAUGUUUUCUGUUAAAUUCUUCCCCUCUUGUAUAUCCAGCCCCCCAAGUGUAACUGUGGAGCUGUAAGAAGAGACAUUAGCAAUGAUGUGAUUUUCCCACUGGCACUUUCCAAGCACACACCCACUUGAAGUCAAUAACCCUACGCUCCAACUUCCUGCCAAAACAUUUUGGAGAAUUGGAGCAAUUACUGGGAGAACGGUCAGAGUUCUGGGCCUAGUUUGACACAGGAGAUUUGCAGCUGGGAAUGUGCAGCACUCACUUUGAUUUAUUCAAAUGUCUACAUGUAAUUAAAAAAAAUGAUGUGUAUCGUGGAACACAAGAUCUCAAUUGAAAUGGCUUAAAAGUACAUCAAUCCAGAUCAAAAAUGAAAGCGCACAACUAUGAGAGUUUGAAUGGCUUAGUGUUGAUGUAAUGUUGUGGGAUCAGCACUAGAGGGCUCCCAAGGGUAUGUCAGUGAGCUCAUGCGGCGAUGCAAGGGAGCAGAUACGGUACAGCACAGUUAAGUGUAGCAUACUGCCACUGGUACAUAACUACAUUGAGCUUUAGUAUUUUAUGUACCUGCGCUAUCUUUUAAGGAAAUGCAUUGACUUUGUGUACAUCAUUUUCAAAUAAAAAAAAACAUU
Messenger RNA from Acipenser ruthenus (sterlet), 1735 nucleotides. Its product is annotated as SPRY domain-containing protein 4-like. The transcript is spliced from 2 exons. Gene Ontology annotation, molecular function: protein binding. The record is from RefSeq and is a predicted model, not a curated record. NCBI's taxonomy places the organism in Eukaryota, Metazoa, Chordata, Actinopteri, Acipenseriformes, Acipenseridae. The coding region runs from base 98 to 937 and encodes 279 amino acids.